Salvia miltiorrhiza (redroot sage) is the source of this 912-nucleotide messenger RNA. RefSeq lists its product as uncharacterized. The coding region runs from base 411 to 749 and encodes 112 amino acids. The transcript has 8 exons. NCBI's taxonomy places the organism in Eukaryota, Viridiplantae, Streptophyta, Magnoliopsida, Lamiales, Lamiaceae. The record is from RefSeq and is a predicted model, not a curated record.
UAUAACGGUAUUACUGAACCGUUAAAUUAUACGUUAUCUAUGAGCGUCUGUUUUAUAACGGUUAUUUUAGCGUUACGAAAAGCGUUACAUAUGUGUAUCAUUUAUUUAUUUUUAUUUAUCUAUUUAUUAAUUUUAAUUUCUAAAUAAAUUAAAUCCUCCCUUAAUUUCAAAAUCUGAAAUUUAUCUAGGGUUUCAGUUUCUCUUUCAAUUUAUGUUUCUCCAGUGAGUCUCGCCGUCGCCGCCGUUGCCGCUGUCGUUGCCAGACCGUCCCUCACAACGCCGCUCUAUUGCUGCCGAGAGAUUUCUCGCUGGUACACCAGAAAUGGGUUCUUAGGCGAAGAUGGACAAGAUGCGGCAGCACCAGAAUUACCGCAACCUUUGGCAAAUCAAUCUUAUGUGCACCAUCCAAAAUGACCCUUCAUCUCAUUGUGAUGAAACAUAAUAACUCUAGUGAAAGUUUGAACUUCGAAAGUCAGAAUCCCGUAGGAGGCUCACUAUCUGUUCUCAACUUAUCAGAAGUUGUGACUGGCAACAUUGUUAAUAUACACCAUAUCACAGAUGUUGUUGUUGCUGCAUGGAUAUUGAACGUCACCCUUGUUGUCCCCAAAUUGACCAGAAGUCUUUCUGGAAAGAUGUUUGGUUCGGGUUUUGCUUCAAAUGAGAUGUUCUUGUUUGGGCAGUUUGUGGCUUUUUAUGAUAGGAAGCUUGGGAUCAAUUCAAUGAAUUGGGAUGGAAGUUUGGAUGGAUGAAUGGAAUGUUGUUGACUGAAAGCCGCUUCAGAGUACUUAUUUUUUGUUGAAAAUUGUAAAUUGACUAUUCUAGCUACUUAGAUACAUUACGUGGUUGGUUAAUAUUUAACAGUUUGAUUAUGGAUGGAUGGAGUUAUUUGGAUUAUUAAAUAUUUAUAUAAUA